AUGAGUACCAGUGGCACUAGGGCAAAGAAGACACCCCCGGGUACCGGGCCGUUGCCUCUCUUUGGUGUCGAGAUUGAAAUCUACGUCAAACUUCACAAAGAUCUCGAAGAGAAAAUCAGGGAAAGGAGAUACAGGGAUCCCAACACAAUGCCACUUUACUGGCUCGAAUGGGACUUUGACCUUCAGAAUGGACAGGGCAACCUGGAGAGGAAGGCCAAACAGCGGGAGUGUGUUGGCAAGGCCGUCCGGGAGAUUAUUGAUGUCACCCUAGGGACCGGCCAUGGUUGGACGUGCGAGUCUGACGCCAGUUUGAAGGAAUGGGCCCUCACUGAGCCCCCUGACGUACGCAAAUGGUGGGGUAUUGAGAUCAUCUCGCCGCCCAUGUCGGUAACAAAGCAUUGGCAGGAGGAGAUAGAGCUCAUCUUUCAGGCUGUCGGUAGGCACUUCGACUUCUGGACGAACGAAUGCUGCGCCUGCCACGUCCACGUAUCGCCCGGUCCCACGAAAAAGCACAAAUACACAACAACCCAACUCGUCAGGAUGGCGAAGGGAGCCUUCUUCUGGGAAGAGGCGUUCAAAGAACUUCUACCGCCCGAGCGUCGGAACAACAGGCUGGGCACGGUGGAACUCCGACGGCAAGCCGGCGUUGCAAGCGCCAUGACGGCCAUCCACCGCAUCCUACUCGCCCUCACCCUGCACGUCAGCGCCUUCCGGUACGACUUCGACGGCGCCAAAAACCGCAAGACCAAACCCGACGCCGCCGAGCUGAUCCGCGAACUGGCCGGCUGCAUCAAGAAACUCCCCGGCGAGACCUGCCACGGCAGCCGCUUCAUCAACUUCCUCUACUGGUGCCAAGAAUCCUACGCCGGCAACAAAUGCUACACGGAAAAGCAGAUCAACACGCGGGAGAAAGCCCUCCGCGAGGGCAAGACCCCCCCGAAGCAAGCCACCGGGCCGGCGCCGCCACCCAUGAACGCGGCGCCGGCCGCGGGCCAACGCGCCUCUACAUCAACGACGUCGCUGCCCUUGCGCACGACGACGACGGUGCGCACCUCGCAGCCGGGGGCCCCCGCGCGGAGCGGCGGGGGCCGGGGAGGGGGGGGCGGCAGCAACAACAACACCACCUCACGGACGUCCAUCACGCGCGCGCCGACAAUCGUGUCGCCGCCCCUGCCGUCCCGCCGUUCCGAUGCGGGCCGCUCUGACGCGCCCCGCGCUGUGGUGGCGUCCGUGAGCGGGAACAGGACCGUGUACGAGAUUCGCCAGCCGCCGGAGAGGUAUUAG
Chaetomium globosum CBS 148.51 is the source of this 1284-nucleotide messenger RNA. RefSeq lists its product as uncharacterized. The transcript has 3 exons. The coding region runs from base 1 to 1284 and encodes 427 amino acids. The record is from RefSeq and is a predicted model, not a curated record. Lineage: Eukaryota; Fungi; Ascomycota; Sordariomycetes; Sordariales; Chaetomiaceae.